AUGUCCAGCAACACGCUGCCAUUGCAUCAGGGCGAUAUUACCUCAACACGAGGUGGUGGUAGUAUGGCUCCUAACACAAAGCAGGCUGUGGCCGAGUGCAUCUCGGAUGAUGCCCUGAUCCAUCUCAAGUCGUACAAAUAUUCGAGCGUCGAUAAAUCACCGGUAUCGAAAUACAUCCUGGGUCCAUGGUGGAAUGCCUUCGUCGAAGUAUUGCCGCUAUGGCUCGCCCCCAACAUGGUCACCCUUCUGGGGUUCUUCUUCAUCCUCUUCAACGUCGCGUUGAUGGUCAUCUACAUGCCCGAUUUGGUGGGACCGGCACCGUCAUGGCUGUACUUUAGCUUUGCAUUCGGACUCUUCAUGUACCAGACGAUGGACAAUGUCGACGGAAAACAGGCCAGAAGAACCGGAACCUCGAGCGGCUUGGGCGAGCUCUUCGACCACGGCAUCGACUCGCUCAACUGCACACUCGCCAGUUUGCUCGAAACGGCCGCCAUGGGGCUGGGCACGUCACCUUCCGGCAUCUUCACUGCGCUUAUCCCUUGCCUCCCCAUGUUCUUCUCGACGUGGGAGACGUACCACACGCACACGCUGUAUCUUGGCUUCUUCAAUGGCCCGACUGAAGGCCUCCUUAUUGCCUGCGGUAUCAUGAUCGUCUCUGGAAUCUACGGGCCGGACGUUUUCACGAAGCCUCUGGCACAUAUCUGGGGCGACCACCUGGAGGGAGUGGCUCACCUCAUUGGAGAUGUCUCUUUCCGGGAUAUCUGGGUUGGCAUGCUGAUUUUCCUGCUGGUUACCUGCCACAUCCCCUUUUGCGUCCUGAACGUUACCCGUGCGCGCCAAGCAAAGGGCCUCCCUGUUCUCCCCGUGUUUAUGGAAUGGAUCCCAAUGGCCGUCUUCACCAUCUGCACGGGUGCCUGGGUGUUUUCUCCAUACAGCUCGCUCAUGAAGGAUAACCACCUUGUCCUAUUUUGCUUCACCAUGUCUUUCGUUUUCGGACGACUGACGACUAAGAUGAUUCUUGCGCACUUGACCCGCCAGCCGUUCCCGUACUGGACUGUCAUGCUGACUCCUCUGGUUGGCGGUGCUAUUCUUGCGAACCUUCCUCGAAUCGGUUUCCCCCAGAUUAGCCCCCAACUGGAACUGUUUUACAUGUGGGCCUAUUUCCUCUUUUCGGUGGUGGUCUACUUCCGCUGGGCCUACUUGGUGAUCACCAGCAUCUGCAACUUUCUGGGCAUCCAAGCUCUCACUAUUCCCAAGGAGAAGCAGAUGGCCAACAAGAUGGCUGCUCGAGCUGCCACCAAGCUGCACUAA
Trichoderma harzianum CBS 226.95 is the source of this 1311-nucleotide messenger RNA. RefSeq lists its product as hypothetical. Bases 1 to 1311 code for a protein of 436 amino acids. Gene Ontology annotation, cellular component: membrane. Lineage: Eukaryota; Fungi; Ascomycota; Sordariomycetes; Hypocreales; Hypocreaceae. Gene Ontology annotation, molecular function: phosphotransferase activity, for other substituted phosphate groups. The record is from RefSeq and is a predicted model, not a curated record. Gene Ontology annotation, biological process: phospholipid biosynthetic process. The transcript has 4 exons.